This is a messenger RNA of Daldinia vernicosa, 947 nucleotides long. RefSeq lists its product as uncharacterized. The record is from RefSeq and is a predicted model, not a curated record. NCBI's taxonomy places the organism in Eukaryota, Fungi, Ascomycota, Sordariomycetes, Xylariales, Hypoxylaceae. The transcript has 2 exons. Bases 258 to 659 code for a protein of 133 amino acids.
CGCGCGUUUGCUUUAGAAUAAAAACAACGUCUUAUUUUGAGUCCUUACGUUACAAGGAUUCGAAACAUAUCGAAUAUAUUUAAUAAUAGCUUAUUGCGGCUGUUUAUUUCAGGUAAAGGCCUUUCGAGAAUUCACAGGACUCCUGAGAUUGCGUAUACACGUGACCUCGUGAAACCAUUCACAAUCUUAUCAGAUCUGUUAUCGAUCUAAAACGCUAAUUAUCAUUGCCUAAAGGUCCCGAUAUUUCAUUAUCGAUAAUGGCUCGUACUUGUAACCAAAAUAAGCGUCGCGCUGAUGAGGAUAAGGAUGAGGCUGGCGGUCUCAAUUGGGACCUUGUUGCCAUGCUUGAUCAAGAUCCUAAAGGAAAACCUCAUUUCCCAGUCCCGUACGAUGAUAAUACUGCCGACGAUGACGAUCUUCCUGAAACCUUUGUAACUGACACGUUGAACGAUGCCGAUUGCCAACGUUAUACAGCUUGGUGUCUCAAACGUAUUCAAACGAUGCGAGUCAGCAAUAGUGUCGCAAGUAUGCUUGACGAUCCAGCACUUACCGUUAAAUGGUCUUUGCCUCUUCAAACAUAUUAUAAGGACCGAGCCCAACGCCUCCGGGGACUUGAAUUAAAUGCUACCCCAUCUACAAAUCAUGAGGGUUUGUUUUAAGCCCCCUUUUAUCCCGGUUAUUUUUUAUCCCGAUUAUUACUUUUAACAAGUUUUUAGCUGUUUAUGGCGCUAUGGUCGGUAUCGUUCUCCCUCCAGAGAUGUAUUGCGAGUAUUGUAAAAAAUAAUGUAAGUUACUGUAGGGUUACCCGACUGCCCGGUCGCCUAUGUACAAGCCCCUGUCCAGGGGCAGAACUGGAAAUAAAAUAUGUGAUACCCCACCAGCCCCUUUUAUACACAGGUAUUAGGUACCCUUACCCUUUUAACUGAUAGUGUACAUAGUAAGUUCUG